Molecule: messenger RNA, 1735 nt
Organism: Coffea arabica (coffee)
Lineage: Eukaryota; Viridiplantae; Streptophyta; Magnoliopsida; Gentianales; Rubiaceae
Biological process (GO): positive regulation of DNA-templated transcription
Cellular component (GO): nucleus
Molecular function (GO): DNA-binding transcription factor activity, RNA polymerase II-specific; sequence-specific DNA binding
Source: RefSeq, a predicted model, not a curated record
GCUUAAAUUUAUGAACAAGGGGCUUCAAAGCAACUUAAAACUAGUCGCUCUUCCAACCACAGCUUGCCUUCCUUUCUUUGGAGUAAGCUUCCUGAUACUGGUAGUUGCUUAUAAGCUCUUCCAUCAAGCUCUCCUUCCCAUACAAGAACCUCUCUCUUUCUCUGUUCCUUCUCUGAUUGCAUAGAUUUCUUCCCUCUAUACAGAAGCAACCCCUGUCCUAGGUCCCCUACCUAGUGCCUGCGAGACCUUCCUCCUCAGUCGCCUCUAGUCUCUUUCCUUUCACCUGCCAAAGACCGACUUGAAAUGAUGUGUUUAAGCUCUCGCCAGUCUCGUACUUUUGAGGAUAUUACUACUACUAUCGUCCUCACCACUACUUUCUUUCGCCAUAAGCUUUAAUUCAAAACUUUGCUUAAAUCCCAUUUCUCGUCAGUCCCUUUAUUUUUGGCCUAUUCUCCUGCCUCCUUGAAGUUUUGCCCCAUUGAUCAAAAACUCUCGGCUAUAACUAUUCUUUCAAAGUCAUAGUAACUCAUAGGAUAAAAUACUCCUGUAAGCUAUGGAGGGCUGUGGUGGAAAUAUUACCGGUACCAGUAGUGUUUUGCUGCAAAACGAAAGGCUGCCCUGUUCUUCUCAUGAAGCUCUUGAUUCUCUCUGGAUUUCUAACUCUUCUCCUCCUCCUUUUCAUGGUUCUACAUCCAUGGUUAAAUUCGGUGAUGCUCGAGGAGAAAACACAAGAGAGAAAACAUUCUUCGCACAGAGUGACAAAGGUUAUGAUGGCAGCGAGAGUUACGACAAUUGCUUUCACCAACCAGAAAAGAAAAGGCGACUGACGGCAGAGCAAGUUCAAUUUCUUGAAAGAAGUUUUGAGUUGGAAAACAAGCUCGAUCCUGAGAGAAAAGUCCAACUUGCUAAAGAUCUUAGCUUGCAGCCUAGGCAAGUUGCCAUUUGGUUCCAGAACCGAAGAGCCCGGUACAAGACUAAACAGCUGGAGAAAGAAUAUGAUUGUCUCAAAUCAAGUUAUGAUAAACUCAGAGCUGAUUAUGAUACCCUAUUCAAAGAGAACGAGAGUCUGAAAAAUGAGGUUCAUUCACUCGCUGAAAAGUUGGUCCAAAGAGAGAGAGGAAAGGCUAAAUCAGAGCCUUUGGAUUCCAGUACUAUCAGUCCAUUGAAUGCUGAACCCCAGAAGGCAAAUCCUAUUGCUCUUUCUCCUAACGUACCCGAAAUGCCAGUUAGUGUUAAGCAGGAAGAUGCAAGUUCAGCAAAAAGUGAUGUCUUUGACUCGGACAGCUCACAUUGCACUGAUGGAAACCAUUCUUCCUUGAUGGUCCCUGAUGAUUCCUCACAUGUUUUUGAACCAGAAUUGUCAGAUUUCUCUCAAGAUGAAGAUGAUAGCCUGAGCAGAAGCCUUCUUCAGCCAACAGGCUUUCCACCCAAACUUGAAUACGAAUGCUACAAUGAUCUGCAAUGCAAUUCAGGCAAUCUGGGAUUUUCGAUUGAAGAUCAAUCCACUUGGUUCUGGGCGUACUGACUUAUCUUGGAUGUCAUGUCCCGGUUCUAUAUCUUGCUGUAAAUAUAGAGGAGAUUUAGGAGUCAUAUCAGGCCCCGGAUACUGACAUUUUCAGCAUCUUGUGGUUGGCUUUUGUUUAGUUGGUGAAAAUCAUGAUAUUUGCUCAUUUCAGUUCAGCAUAAUAAAUUUUAGACCGACUUGAGAUAGUAGAAAAACCAUCAGCUUUUGUUA